CGGCAGACUGAAGAAACGGCCCAGCCCAGAACAAAUUGCCGCUCCUCUCUCAGCUGCUCUCUUCUCGUCUCCACGACUCCACCACCCAAGUUCCCCCCACCUUCCCCUCCGCCGCCGCCGUCGCCGCGGAGCAAAUCCUGUGGGUUGGGAGGAUGGCGGACGCCCUGGACAUGUCGCUGGACGACAUCAUCACCAAGAACAAGCCCUCGCACAGCCGCGGCCGCGGCCGCCGCAACCCGUUCUCCGCCUCGGGAGGACCCGCGCCCGCGCGCCGCCGCUUCCACCGCCGCGCCGCCAACCGCUCCGCCGCCGCACCCUACCACCAGCUCAACUUCCAGCCGCAGCAGGUGCCGCCGGCUUUCGGGUACGUUGCCCAGCCGAUGGCCAUGGUGACGGCGCCUUCCACUGGCUUGGACACCGCGCCCACCAAGCUCUACAUCUCCAACCUCGACUCCAACGUCUCCAACGAGGACAUCAAGGAUCUGUUUUCCGAGAUGGGCGAGAUCAAGCGGUACUCCAUUAACUACGACAAAAGUGGAAGAUCGAAGGGAACUGCAGAGGUUGUCUUCUCGACAAAAGCAGAAGCUUUAGCUGCUCUCAAAAAGUACAACAACGUGCACCUUGAUGGCAAACCUAUGAAAAUCGAGGUCAUUGGGACAAACAUUGAGGCACCAGCACCUGCUAUUUUCGCUUUCGCUCCACCUCCACUACCUGGAAACUUCAAUUUUCCUCCCAAAAGUGGACCUGGGAGGGGUGCUGGUGGUCGAGGAUGGUCUCGGGGCGGAGGUGGGUUCAGUGGUCGUGGCCGAGGGCGUGAUGGUGGCCGAGGGCGUGGUGCUAGCCGUGGGCGAGGGAGGGGAGGGCGUGGCAAUGUGGAGGUUUCUGCUGCAGACCUCGACGCUGACUUGGACAAGUACCACUCGGCUGCGAUGCAAACCAGCUAGAUGGCUCUUGCACUGCCUUGCAUGUAUUGUUCUUUUGGUAGUGAUAGAUGGCUUUGACCUAGUACUAAUUAGACUACGAUUUAUGCUGUCCAUUUGAUCCUAUUCAAUCAUGGUGUUGGGUGAUGAAAUCGGAGGGAAACAUAUCCAUCUGAUGAGGUACAUUCCUUUGCAACAUAGCGCUGUAGGGAGGGAAUUAGUCCAUCUCAGACGAGACUUUCUGAUGUGGAAUCAAAUUCAAGAUUCUGUCUUGCUA
Molecule: messenger RNA, 1197 nt
Organism: Lolium perenne
Lineage: Eukaryota; Viridiplantae; Streptophyta; Magnoliopsida; Poales; Poaceae
Product: THO complex subunit 4A
Biological process (GO): mRNA export from nucleus
Cellular component (GO): nucleus
Molecular function (GO): mRNA binding
Source: RefSeq, a predicted model, not a curated record